Miniopterus natalensis is the source of this 2656-nucleotide messenger RNA. NCBI's taxonomy places the organism in Eukaryota, Metazoa, Chordata, Mammalia, Chiroptera, Miniopteridae. The record is from RefSeq and is a predicted model, not a curated record.
GGGCAAGUGCGUACCAACUCCAGGGGAGGGGGCCAGACGUGCCAAAUCGGAAAGGGGGGUGACCCGGGAAAAGGUGGUAAAAUACCCAUCCCAGUCCCUCUACUCGGGUUCUCCAAGAGGCACAAACAAGAGCGAGCUCAGUGUUCAGCAGCCGCACGCCGGCCUCUCCCACAGAGAGGAGUUCAGCCCCAAGUCCGGGAGGCCCGGGCAGGCCGCCUCCAGAGGAGCCCCCGCAGACGCCAUACUAAAAGCCAAAAUGGCUGCCCCAAGGAAGCCCGCACCGAGCAGCUAGUGAGGAUUGGGGAAACAAGCUUCUGCGGGAAAGGGGGAGGAGGGCUCUAGGAAGAACCGUGGCCAGGACCAACGCCGCCCCGAGCCGCACAGGUUCUAGUUACAAGCCUCCCUUGCCAUAACUUUUGACCCGUAUUUGGAGAAGUACUGGCCAGGAAGAAAAAUGAUAAAGUUUUUCCUCAUGGUGAAUAAACAGGGGCAGACACGACUUUCUAAGUACUAUGAACAUGUGGAGAUUCAUAAGCGUACACUUCUGGAAGCAGAAGUCAUAAAGAGCUGUCUCUCUCGAUCCAAUGAACAAUGCUCUUUCAUUGAAUAUAAGGAUUUUAAGCUGAUAUAUCGAAAGUAUGCAGCUCUCUUCAUUGUGGUUGGAGUUGAUGACACCGAGAAUGAGAUGGCAAUUUAUGAAUUCAUCCAUAACUUCGUGGAAGUUUUAGAUGAGUACUUCAGCCGAGUGAGUGAAUUAGACAUUAUGUUUAAUUUGGAUAAAGUACAUGUCAUUUUGGAUGAGAUGGUGUUAAAUGGCUGCAUUGUAGAAACAAAUCGGGCAAGAAUUCUUGCCCCUCUACUAAUUCUUGAUAAGAUGUCAGAAAGCUGAACAAUGGAAGGUUCUGCCAGGCUUCAUCGGCACAAGAAAGGAGAACACGGAAUACCUCCUAGCAUCUGUAGCCCAGAGAAUCUGGAAAAGUACAUAUUGCAAAUGGGGCAUCCUUCCAAAGACAUUGUAUAGGUGUUUCUCAUGUUCCUAAAUGGAAAACAAAACUGUAUUUUAAAAUAUGAUGUACAAAGAAAGCUUUUCUCUUGAGAGAGAGGUUUUAUUUUCUAACCAUAAGCAUUUUCCCCCUCACUUGUUUAAAUUUGGUUAAAUAAAGUUUUUGGUCUCUACUUCCCUUUGCAAAUUAAAUUCAGGAAUAGCAGCAUGAGGUGGGAAGUCAGUAUGGCAGCUCUUUAUGAGCCAAUAAAAGUGUAAUGACAAACACACAAAGCACUUUGUCUUCUGAAUGAUUGUCUAACUACUAUGCUGUACACUUGGAAGUACUGUAAUUAAAAAAUGACAUUUUUAAAAAAGUCUUAAGUCAAAAUUUUACUAUAUCGUGUCUAACGAAAAUGUCAGAAUUAAAUUUUAUUUGCCAGUCUCUAAAAGCAUGUGAUCCAUUUUAUGUGCACUUGGCAGGUACAGUGCCAUCAUGUAAUUAACUAGAGUAUGUUACCACCAAAUAAUAAAUGGUUAAACACUGAAAGGGAGGCCUUACCUCUGGGCGCACCACGGCCCUCGGGCACCCAGCGCGCACCAGCUCUGCCAAGAGGGCAGCGUAGGAGGAGCUAAAGAGGGGAUCGGAGUGGUUGUCAGCUAAACCUGCUCCUGCAAAAGAAAUGAAGCCAAAAAAAGGUGGCAAGAAAAGCUAACCCUGCAGAACAAAAAAGUGCACACAAAAAGGAAAAGGGGAGCAAAGGGAAAACAGGCCAAAGUGGCUGACCAGGAACCCGAAGGAAAUCUACCUGUGGAAAACAGAGAGACUAAAAAGAAGAUGAGUCCAGCCUCGGAUGGAAAGAAGCCACGUCUGGUGAACAGCAUACCCUGUCUCAUCAGCACUCCGUCUCCCUUCUUGUACAAUUCAGAGGAAUAUUUUUAUCAACUAUUUUGUAAAUGCAAGUUUUUUAGUAGCUCUAGAAACAUUUUAAAGGUGGGAACUCCCUCAUUCCAUUCAUUUUUUUCAAGUGUAAAUUUUUUUUAAAGAAGUCAAUUCAUUUGCUGGUUUAUUUUUUGGUACAACCAGAAAACAGUUGGAUAUUGAAUGUGGGAGGCUUGGUUUUGGGUGUCAGCUUAACAUUCCAUAGAUGGGGUACUUUUUAUAUCCUAUGGUACAAAGUGUAGUACGCGGCAAUUUGGAGUCAGUUGCGCAUUUAGUAGUCUUGAACAUUUUAAAUUACUUCUAUUCCCCUAUUUUUGAUAGAAUGUUUCCUAAAGAAAACCACUCCUUGCUCUCUGCUCUCCCUCUCAGAAUUCCGUUCACUCUGUAACAUCUUUGGUGUGGUGUGACAGACCAGUUUUCCUAGUAACUUUGUUAGUAUGCUGUGAAAGAUUGAAAUUUUGAUUAUGUAGUGCAGAUGAUGUUAAAUUGUGAAUUAGUGGGACUUCGAUGUAACAGUGGAUCAACAUUUGAAGAUAUUGGUAAUUGAUACUCUAAGGAAAAUUAGCCUCCAGAUUUUAAGCUGGAGAGGAACUGGAAUAGCUGUUUAGAAAAGAAUCACAACUGUGUGACUUUACAUUUUUGGUACCUAUGUUAAGAAUUGUGUACAAAUUGAAAUGCCUGUGUACUUUUCCUCAAAACAAUGAAUAAAAUCUCAAUUAUGAAAGAAAAAA